GGAAAGGCGAAACGAAUCGGAAUGUCUCCCACCGCGGCACGGCGCAAGAAACCCCGAUCCCCCUCACUCACUCACGCUCCCAUCCCAUGCAUCAUCGCCAUGCCAUGCCAUGGAUUCCUCCCGUGCGGCGUCUCCCAACCCAAGUUCCUAACCCCACCCACACCCAUCAACCCCAAUUCCUUCCUCUCCCACCAACGCAACCACAUAUUCUGUCGUCGCCGUUACCUAGACGGCUAGACGCAGGUAGAGACCGACCGGCCCCAUAUAUACCAUACGUGACUGGGCAACAUCGUAUCACUGGCUUAGCUAGCAAUCUGCAGGUGAAUUAAUUGGGCACUAACAUCACCAGCAUCAAAUCAAGUGAGGAUUUCACAAUGCGGCCGGCCGUGACGCACGACGACCUGUCCCUCCGCAAGGCGCAGGAGCGCCGGGCGGGGCGCUCCGGCAGCCAGAUCGCCGUCGGCCUCGUCGCGCUCUCCGUGCUCUGCGGCCUCGUCAGCUUCAUCCUCUGCCUCGCCGCCGAGGGCUCGCGCUCCGAGGUGUCCAACUACCUGAUGACCGUGGCCGGGAGCGGGGCGCAGGUGGAGCUGUGCUUCUACAACGGCAGCGGCCGCUCGGCGCUCGCCUUCUCCAUCGGCGCCUUCCUGCUGCUGGCCGUCGCCAUGUUCGCCGUGCACGCCUACAUGCUGCUCGCCGUCGCUUCGCCGGACUCCGCCGCCGCAGGCCUCGCCGUCGCUGAGGACCACCCCCGCGUGUCCUCCGCCACCAACACCCUCACCUGGCAAACCUGCUGCCUCUUCUUCGUCACAUGGAUUUGCUUCGGGCUCGCGGAGGUGCUGCUCAUGAUCGGGAUCGGGGUAGAGUCCGGCCACGUCAGCGACUGGCGGAGGCCGCGGCAGGUGUGCCACCGGGUGCGCCCGGGGAUGUUCGCGGCGGCGGGGAUACUGGGGCUCAUCACCGUCGUCGUCGGCUUCGUCGUCUACGUGACCGCAGUGCACACGCAGAAGCUGCUGCGGCAGCACGGCGGCGGCCACUACGCCCCGCACCCCGGCAGCGCCCCCUACCCCAGCGGUGCACCAUACCCCGGCGUCCAGCAGCACCACCUGCAGCCGCCGGUGUCGUACCCACCACACCCGGCCCCGCACCCACACCCUCAUCCGGCGCCGAAUGCGCCGGAGAUCACGGCCGCCGCUUGCCAGGUUCAGUCCAGCAACGCGUGGUGCAUCACCAAGGACAAGGAGUACACCGAUGUUUAAAAGCCUAAGCCAAUGAAUGGUAAGAAGUGCAGAGACAAUGAGCCUGACGCAAUGAAUGGUCAAACAAGAGCAGAGACAAUGCACGUAAAAUUCCUUUUCGUUUUCGAACAAUUGCUUGCUCAUUUGUGAUAUAAGUAGCAAUUGGAUUAUUAUUCGCUGAUAUGUAAAACAAUUUGUUUGUUCAAGGACAAUAUUCAUGUUUUAACUUGUUAA
Triticum dicoccoides is the source of this 1469-nucleotide messenger RNA. RefSeq lists its product as uncharacterized. Lineage: Eukaryota; Viridiplantae; Streptophyta; Magnoliopsida; Poales; Poaceae. The record is from RefSeq and is a predicted model, not a curated record. Bases 375 to 1256 code for a protein of 293 amino acids. The transcript is spliced from 3 exons.